Molecule: messenger RNA, 2251 nt
Organism: Amphibalanus amphitrite
Lineage: Eukaryota; Metazoa; Arthropoda; Thecostraca; Balanomorpha; Balanidae
Product: ubiquitin carboxyl-terminal hydrolase 3-like
Exons: 12
Coding region: 268-1824 (518 amino acids)
Biological process (GO): protein deubiquitination
Cellular component (GO): cytoplasm
Molecular function (GO): zinc ion binding; cysteine-type deubiquitinase activity
Source: RefSeq, a predicted model, not a curated record
AGAAUACAUUCAAAUUCAAAUUCCUGAUAGCAUUGGUUUUCAUUGCUUUGUUACAGUUAUAGGGCUGCAGUUUUUGAUAUAUUUCCUCUCUAAUCAACUUGACAUUGUGAGGUACCCGUCCAGAUCACCUCGGUCACCAACAUCCCUGACGUAGAAGAAUGCACGAUUAUUGGGGCAUGCUUUGUUCUGGUCAAUAACAAUGCCUCUGGCGCAUCCAAAUUCAUGAAAUUAGCUUUUUCGAGGUUGUAAUUUAGGCAAUUGCUUGAAAUGGAAUGCCCUCACCUGGAAGAAAAUGUGAAGAUUAAGAAAGACAUUGUAAUCCAACAUUCCAAGCAGUGGAAAUGUGAAGUGUGCAGAACCACCGACUCGCCGUGGCUAUGUCUCCACUGCGGGUUCGUCGGGUGCGGUCGCUACGUAUCCGGCCACGCCAAGCGGCACCACGAGGAACAAAGUGGCCACGCUGUCUGCAUCGAGUGCCACCAGCUCUCCGUCUUCUGUUACCAAUGUGAUGACUUCAUUUUUAACGACACUGCCGGCGGUACCAUUGACAAAGUUCGAGCGGUGCUCAGCGCACGGCAUUCGACGGACAACGGGCCGCCGACGCUGCGGCCACCUAGCACCCGGAAGCGGAAACGAAGCCGGUUGGCGGCGUCUGAGUCGGAGGGCGAGGCCGAAAACCGGGUCGGAAAGCGGCCGGUGCGGCGGCGGGGCCGAUCGGCCGACCCCCAGCACACGUCACAGAAGCCCAGCUGCGCUGCCGGCCUGAGAAACCUGGGCAACACCUGCUUCAUGAACGCCGUACUACAGUCGCUAAAUAACAUCCAGGAGUUCCGUAGCUACAUGAAGGAGCUGCCAGAUCUGGCUGACAUUAUCAAGGAGCGCGUACAGAACGGCCGCAGUCGGGUACCGGGUCAGGUGACCCGGAGCACACGUGACCUGAACGGGGAGCUGAUGACUGAGGAGCUGCGGAAGGUGCUGGUGGAGCUGAGCACCUCCUCCAGCGCCAUCUCGCCCGAGGCGCUGUUCUCCGUCAUAUGGAAGGUGGUGCCCCGGUUCAGGGGGUACCAGCAGCAGGACGCGCACGAGUUUCUGCGCUACAUGCUGGACCGGCUGCACACGGAGAUGCUCACGCUGCUACCGACGUCCAGCGCUCCGUCGCAGGCGGCGCGAUCCUCAAUCGUCACAUCCGUGUUCGGAGGCACGCUGCAGAACGAGGUCACGUGUCUGAUCUGCCGGACAGAGUCGAAAAAGCACGACCCGUUUCUGGACCUAUCGCUGGACAUUCCAGACCGGUUCGCCAGCCAGCGGAAGAACAAGGAUGGCGAGCACCAGGCCAUGUGCUCUCUGGCAGAUUGUCUCGACCUGUUUCUGGACGUGGAGGAGCUGGCCGACACAGAACUCUACUACUGCAAUAACUGUAAACAGCGGCAAAAGUCCACCAAAAAGUUCUGGAUACGGCGCCUACCAAACGUGCUUUGUGUGCACGUGAAGCGGUUCCGCUGGUGCAACAACUACCGGACCAAGCUGGACGUGCCGCUAGCGUUCCCGGUGCGGGCGCUGGACAUGUCCUCCUACCUGCUGGGAAAGGUUCCCGAGACGCGCCGCUCGGCAGCCGGGGGUCAGCUGUAUGACCUGGCCGCCGUGAUCGUACACCACGGCUCGGGAGCGGGUAGUGGGCACUACACGGCCUUCGCCAGCAACGCAGGAGCCUGGUACCACUUCAACGACAGUACAGUGCGCCGAGCAGAGGAGGAACAGGUAGCCAAGUGCAAGGCCUACAUCCUGUUCUACAUCCGCCGCGAGCUGAAACUGCCGCAGCUGUGACCACUUGGUGGGGUGCUCUAGGGCGAGGGCCGGCCGCGGGCUGAGGGUUGUGACUAGCUCCUAACGGGGACCUACGUACUGGACAGACAGACGCGUGCAGCUGGGUGGGCAGCGGGAGAGAGAGAGAGAGAGAGGGGGGGGUGGGAAAGAGUGAGGAUGACGUGUUGUCGCUCUGUCCGUGUCCUUUUUUAUCGGCGGGCCAUUUCGGUUCUGCUUACUAUAUAGCUGAUAGUGCGCGUCUCAUCUUUUACAUUGGAUUUACCCUGACGAGGCGUUUGGAUUAUGUCAUUCGGACUGGCCUGUGAGAAAGAGUGAAAGGAGUGGAGGGACGCCGACGGACAGAGGGAUAGAUUGGUGAUGCAUUCUGCUCAUUUGCUACUUCUGGUUUACUCAAACUCAGGUAGUGAAUAUAUGGCCAUGAAAGGCA